Molecule: messenger RNA, 2438 nt
Organism: Lytechinus variegatus (green sea urchin)
Lineage: Eukaryota; Metazoa; Echinodermata; Echinoidea; Temnopleuroida; Toxopneustidae
Product: cytochrome P450 2J4-like
Exons: 7
Coding region: 202-1677 (491 amino acids)
Biological process (GO): xenobiotic metabolic process
Cellular component (GO): intracellular membrane-bounded organelle; cytoplasm
Molecular function (GO): iron ion binding; heme binding; oxidoreductase activity, acting on paired donors, with incorporation or reduction of molecular oxygen, reduced flavin or flavoprotein as one donor, and incorporation of one atom of oxygen
Source: RefSeq, a predicted model, not a curated record
UAUUUGUCCCGUUUCCCAUUUUUUGGCAACACUUUUAUUACACAAAGAAUUCCUUUUCCCCCAUUUCAAAAAAACCGACCUUGCGUACGAGAUUAACUUUACUAUAAGUUAAUGCUUACCACAUGAAAAGUAGUUACCAGGAAUUAUGAUGUCAUUGUGAACGAUUGUUUUCUGUGAACAGCCGACUUUGGAUUUUCAGACAUGGAACUGUGCUAUCUGUUGCUUUCUGGAGUACUUUGUCUUCUAAUUGCCUGGUUCAUCAAAUAUCUGAUAUCACGACCAAAGAAUCUACCACCCGGUCCGACUGGUUUCAUCAAUGUGGCUUGGCAGCUCUUCAGCAAAGGCAGUUCAGAUCCUCUAGCUCUUUUCUCUUCAUGGGCUAAGAAGUACGGUGAGAUCGUAUCCUUUUACGUCGGUACCAAAACGAUCGUCAUCCUCAACUCUCAUUCAGUCAUCGUAGAGGCCUUCCGACAUCCUGAUCUUCAAGAUCGACUUCAGAGUCGACUUCUUCAGGAAAUACUUGGAUUAAAAAACUGCGGUAUUGCUUUUUCCAGUGGGGAAACUUGGAAGGAGCAGCGGAAGUUCGGAUAUUCGACAUUCCGGAGUCUGGGAGUUGGCAAGAAGAGUUACGAAGAUACUGUCUCAGCCGAGAUGUCUCAGCUGAGUUCCGCCAUCGAAGAAAAGAAAGGGGCUCCGUUUGAUCCUGGUACUCUCCUCAUGCAAGCUGUUUCAAACAUUACCAGCACUAUCAUCUUCGGCACGCAGUACAAGUAUGGAGAUAUCGAAUUCAAAAAGCUUUUGCACAUAAUUAACAAGAACGCCGAGUUGGCAGGAGGGGGCGGAGCUAUUUUGUUUCUUCCAAUUCCUGGCAUUUCCCGGAUACCAUUCGGUAUAGUGAAAACUAUGACUGAUAAUAUCCGGGCUUUGAAUGCCUUCAUCGAUUCUCAAAUUGAAUCCCAUGAACGUAACUGGAAUCAAACGAAUCCGAAGGAUUUCAUCGACCAGUACCUUAAUAAGUUGGAGGAAACUAAGGACAUUUCUUCUUCAUUCAGUAAACUACAACUGAUCGGUUGCAUCAACGACCUCUUCUAUGCAGGGUCUGAAACAACAACUACUACCUUAAAGUGGUGCAUUCUCUUCAUGAUGGCCUACCCGGAGGUUCAAUCACGUGUUCAAGAUGAACUUGAUCACGUGGUUGGCAGAGAGCGUACCCCAAGACUCGAUGAUAUGAAAGACCUACCCUGCACCAAUGCUGUUUUAUCAGAGGUCCAGCGCAUGGGUUCGAUAGCGCCGCUAGGUGUGCCUCACGUGGCUGCUGCGGACACCAACAUCAGAGGCUAUACCAUCCCAAAGGGCGCCAUUAUUGUGUCUAACAUCUACGAGGUUCUGAACAGCAAGGAUCUGUGGACGGACCCCGGUGACUUUAAACCGGAAAGGUUUUUGACUGCAGAUGGAGAUCUCAUCAACAGGGAGGAGCUCAUUUUCUUCGGAACCGGUCGCCGCGUGUGUCUUGGAGAACAGCUUGCACGGAUGGAGACAUUCUUGGGUUUUACCAGUCUCCUUCAACGAUUCACCUUCCAGAAACCUGACGGCUCACCUACCCUCUCUUUUGAGGGUAUUCUCGGAUUCUCAAGGAACCCUCUGCCCUAUCAGACAAGGGCAGUUGUAAGAGUGUAAUAUUGUCACCGUUAUUCGAUGAAUGGAUGCUGAGCUGGUGGGAAAGUAGAAUGAAACAGACAGGAGUAGGCCUAUUGAUGUUUUGGAAUGACCAUGAACUGAUGAAGAACGUCUGGCAUGUCUGAUUAUAAUUUUUGCCCAUAGUGGAAAUCCCAGGUGGAAAUAAACAGGGUUUUCGCUGCCAAAGAGAUUGGCAGGGACAUCUAGGUCAACUAGAAAGUACACUAACUCUCAAACUAUAUAUCAAAUUAACUUCUCAAACGAGAAGAAAUUUCCAUUAUUCCUGGAAAAGUGUUGUUGUGUUUUGUCUUUUUCAUGUAAGCAAUUUCUUUAUUUCUAAUGCACGAUUAUAUUUAGGGAAAUGUAGAACAAGAAUGAUUAUGUUGUAUGAUAAUCAUUAGGAUCGUUCCUUUAUUUUAAUAUGUAAGGGAAUUAAGGCGGGGUAAGUUGAGCAUAGGGGCAAGUUGAGCCGCCACCCCAGGCCAAUCAUUAAUGAGUCAGACCAAGGAACUUGCUCUUUGGUCAGUCAUUGUGGUGGUGUCAUGUAUUGAUGACCCAUUACAUAACCCUUUACCCAACCACAUUGUUUUCGAUCAUUGAAACAAAAAGUACUUUUUUAGAGGGAAAAAUAAAAAUUUCAGCCAAAAAAGUAACAAAAAGGUGUAAAAUAGAUCACUGCUUUUAACCCACACACGUCUUUAAAUAUAAUAAUAAUGUUAAAGACAGUGUCUCCUUGAAUUCAUUCAAACGUAAACUCAAAC